This is a messenger RNA of Closterium sp. Naga37s-1, 5823 nucleotides long. NCBI's taxonomy places the organism in Eukaryota, Viridiplantae, Streptophyta, Zygnematophyceae, Desmidiales, Closteriaceae. The record is from the annotation of a GenBank genome assembly.
AUGGCUAGCCCACAGGUUCUCGUGUUCGAUGCUGAGGGCCGCCCUGUGAAGUUUGACACCUGGCUCGAUGACCUGCACCUCUACCUACAGCUCACAGCCAAGGAUGACAUCUCACUGUACGAUCACGCCCUAGGCCUUGUCACUGCCCCUGCUGCUACUGCUGACAGCACUGCUCGCUCACAGUGGCAGACUCGUGAUGCCCACGCUCGCUUCGCCAUUCGCAACUCCCUGCCGAUAGACGAACGCGAGCACUUUGGUCACCACAAGACUGCACCGGCACUGUACACAGCUGUAGUUGCUCGCUACUCCUCACCUGCCUCUGCCGCACUAGGCCGUCUCUCCCUCCCCUACCUGUUUCCCGACCUGGCCUCCUUUCACACAGUCGCUGACCUCAUCACGCACCUCCGUACUAGUGAGGCCCGCUUCCGUGCCGCCAUGCCUGCUGAGUUCCUUGCCACGCACCCCCCUCCACUCUGGCUCACUCUCUAUCACCUAGUCACCCGCCUCCCUGACACACUGCGUGCUGUCAGGGACCACUUCCUAGCUCGUUGCCCCACUGAGCUCACCAUUGCCCUCCUCGAGAAGGAGCUACUUGCAGCUGAGGCUAGCAUAGUCGGUGUAGGUGCCUCUCGUGGCGACCCCCGUACCCCGUUCUUUGAGGGGUGUUCUCCUUCCCCCCUUCUUCCCUCUGUCGCCUCUGCUGCUGCUGUCGACCUUCUUGGUACUGAGAAGGUCGGUACUGCGUCUGCCUCGAGCGGACGCCGCAGCGGCAAGGGCAAAGGGGGCAAGGGUAGUGGCGGUGACGGCGGGGGAGGCGGCGGUGGGGGCGGUGGAGGCAGUGGGGGUGGUGGCUCGGCUGGAGGGGCGAGUGGUAGCGGUGGGGGUGGUGGCGGCAGCGGCGGGGGAGGUGGCAGGAGUGGAGGCGGCAGUUGGGGUGGCGGUGGACGAGGCGGCGGCAGGGGUUGGGGUGGUCGAGGAGGUGGCAGCGGUGGUGGUGGCCGUGGAGGCGCUGGCGGUGGCCAGGGCCAGCAGCACACCCUCUCGCCCCAGGAGGCCACUGAGCUGCCCCGCUGGCUUGAUCUCCUGAAGAAGGGGAUUGAUAUCUAUGCUCUAGACUUUGAUGCUAUUCUAUCUGCCAUGUAUGUGAUGUCUACUAGUGGAGAGGGUGCUGAGUACUUGUGUGUGCCGCCCGACCCGGGCAUUAGGGCCAGUGCGUCUGCCGCUCCAGGUACUCACGUGUCGGCUACCCCAGGUGCUGGUGAGGCUGCUGCUCUAGGUGCUCGUGUGUCUCCCCCCCUUGGUACUGCGUCGACUGCCGCACUGCACACCUUCACACUGGACUCAGGUGCUUCUCGCUGCUUCUUUCGUGACCGCACUGCCCUUGAGCCACUUACUCGGCCAGUUGCUGUCUCCCUUGCUGACCCCUCUGGGGGUCCGGUCAUUGCGACCUCUUCCACUGUCCUUCCCUGCCCUGCGGUCCCGUCGGGCACACUGUCAGGUCUCCACCUCCCCUCGUUCUCUACGAACUUGGUGGCAGGCUGUGCACUCCAGGACGGGGGUGUUCACCAGUUCACCCCUGCCUACGAGCGCGUGACACACUGCACGUGUGCUCGUACGGGCCGUCACUUGGCUACCUUCACUCGGCAGCCGGGGUCGGACCUGUACACACUGACUACUGAGUCCCCUCAGGUUGCUGCGACUGCGUCCGCGUCCGCGUCAGGUCAGCUGUCCGCCCCCUGCUCGUGUCGCUCUUUGGCACACGAGACUGUCCUCUGGCACCACCGCCUUGGCCACCCGUCUGUGCAGCGGCUUCGUGCCAUGCACUCCAGGUACCUUGUCUCUGGCCUGCCCAGGGUCCUUCCUCCCCUCCCACCCUCGCCUGCUCCUACCUGUCUCCCCUGUGUCGAGGGACGGCAGCGCGCCGCUCCUCACUCCUCCUCGUUCCCCCCGACGACUGCUCCCUUGCAGACACUCCACAUGGACGUGUGGGGCCCAGCCCGCGUCCGUGGUCAGGGUCAGGAGAGGUACUUCCUGAUAGUUGUUGACGACUACUCGCGCUACACCUCGGUCUUCCCCUUGCGCACCAAGGGUGAGGUCCCUGAUGUCUUGAUCCCUUGGAUCCGCCGAGCCCGUCUCCAGCUCAGCGAGCGUUUUCACUCGGACUUUCCUGUCCUGCGCUUGCACUCUGACAGAGGUGGUGAGUUCUCCUCCGACCUCUUGGCAGCCUACUGUGCUGAGCACGGCAUUGAGCAGUCGUUCACGCUUCCGGCUUCUCCACAGCAGAAUGGGGUUGCGGAGCGCCGCAUUGGCCUGGUCAUGGAGGUCGCCCGUACCUCCUUGAUCCAUGCGGCUGCCCCCCACUUUCUGUGGCCGUUUGCGGUCCGGUACGCUGCGCAUCAACUCAACCUCUGGCCCCGUGUCUCCUUGCCGGAGACCUCGCCCACGCUACUGUGGACGGGGGAGGUUGGCGAUGCGUCGCGUUUCCGGGUCUGGGGGUCUCGAGCUUUUGUCCGCGAUUCGUCUGCGGACAAGCUCUCCUCCCGUGCUGUUCCCUGCGUCUUCCUCGGCUUUGUCCCGGACGCGUCUGGUUGGCAGUUUUACCACGCCACCUCGCGCCGAGUCUUGCCCUCCCAGGACGUCACUUUUGACGAGUCCGUCCCCUACUACCGCCUCUUCCCCUACCGCACUGCCCCGCUCCCCCCCCCGCCUCUCUUCCUCUCGCCAGGUGCUGCUGUUGCAGACCCCCUCCCCCCUCAGGGUGCCGCUCCCUCAGGUGUGUCUCAGGUAGACCCGGUUGAGCCUGUUGAGGUAGCUGUCGACUCUCGUCCUGCUGGGGGUGCUGAGCCUGGGGGUGCUGAGCCUGGGGGUGUGGAGCCUGGGGGUGUGGAGCCUGGGGGUGUGGAGCCUGGGGGUGUGGAGCUUGAGGGUGCUGAGCUUGGGGGGGUGGAGCCUCGUGGUACUGAGCUGCGGAGUCCGGAGUCUGGGGGUUCUGCGUCUGGAGGUACGAGGUCUGGGAGUCCUGCACCUGGAGGAGCCCUCUCCUCGGAGCAGCUACGUGCGUGGUACUUAGAGUACUGCAGCCUCCGGAGAGGUACCGCUCGAGCCGGACGUCCUACUGGGACUGGUGCUAGUACUUCUUCUCCCGUUCGGGAGCUCCCCUCCCGCGAGCGGAUCCGUGAGUGGUACGAGCGGCGCUGCACUCUUCGGAGUGGCGUGCCUCGUGUUACGAACCCCGCUGCUGUUGGAGCUGCUGCUGGUGCUGAGGACCCGGGCGUUGGAGCUGCUGCUGGUGCUGAGGACCCGGGCGUUGGAGCUGCUGCUGGUGCUGAGGACCCGGGCGUUGGAGCCGCUGCUGGUGCUGAGGACCCGGGCGCUGGAGCUGCUGCUGGUGCUGAGGACCCAGGCGUUGGAGCUACUGCUGGUGCUGAGGACCCGGGCGUUGGAGCUACCGCUGGUGCUGAGGACGUGGACGCUGGAGCUGCUGGUGGUGCUGCCGACCCUGGUGCGGGUGUCCCUGCUGGCUCUGGUGUCGCUGCUCGGUCUCAGCCGUACUUUGUUCCGCUCCUUCAGCAGGUUCUUGGUCAGCUUCCUCCUCCUUUUCCUCCUCCCUCCUUAGAGUGUCCUCAGCCUGUCCAGCUGCAGUCGGCGUUACCGUCUGCCUCCUCUCUCCUUGGUCCUGCUCCUUACACUGGUCCGACUGGAGGUCUUACUGAGCGGCGUGAGCCUGCGUCUCGUCCUGCGUCGCCUGAGUCUCGUCCUGGGUCGCCUGUCCGCACUGCUCUCUCUAGUCAUCGAGUCCAGCGUCAGCGUCUUCCUGCUGUCCCAGGCACUCACCGGAUGGCGCUUCGUCCGUCCACUGCUCCACAGCGUGUCCCACUGCCGUCUCCUCCUGCUUCCUCUCUUCCUGCUCUUCCUGACCCUGGGUCAGACUCUCUUCGUGCUACCAGUCCUGCUGUCACGCGUCUCCUGGCCACUGUUGUCACUGACCCUUCCUUUGAGUCUGCUGCUGCGUCUGCCUUAGUUGCUGAGCUUGUCGACUUUGCUGCUCGCUGUCGUCUAGACUACGCUGCUAGCCUAGUUGCUGAGUCUGAGUCUGUCUGUCCUCCGUCCGUCGGGGGUGAGUGUGCUCUUGGCACUGACGUCCUUGAGGACAGGCAGGAGGAGUUCCAGUGCUUUGCUGCCGCUUUGCCCCAUCUCGUGUCCAUGCUUGUUGCCCCUGAGGGAGACCCGGAUGCACCAGACAUCCCGACCCCACGCUCUUACGCAGAGGCGAUGGCCGGUCCCUACUCCUCUCAGUGGCAGUCAGCCAUGGACACAGAGAUGGCUUCCUGGAAGUCCACAGGCACCUACGUCGACGAGGUUCCCCCGCCUGGGGCGAACAUCGUCAGUGGCAUGUGGAUUUUCAGGGUGAAGCGGCCGCCGGGUUCUCCGCCUGUCUUCAAGGCGCGUUACGUUGCACGAGGCUUCAGUCAGCGCGAGGGAGUUGACUUCUUCCAGACCUUCUCCCCGACCCCGAAGAUGACCACUCUUCGGGUUCUGCUGCACGUCGCCGCUCAGCGUGACUACGAGCUCCACUCGCUUGACUUCAGCACUGCUUUCCUGCAGGGCAGCCUGCACGAGGAGAUCUGGCUGCGCCGUCCACCUGGCUUCACUGGGUCGUUCCCUCCUGGUACCCAGUGGAGCCUCCGACGGCCAGUCUACGGUCUCCGCCAGGCGCCUCGUGAGUGGCACGACACACUGAGGACUACGCUUGCGGCUCUUGGGUUCGCGCCUUCUACUGCUGACCCGUCGCUGUUUCUACGCACCGACACCUCACUGCCGCCGUUCUACGUCCUUGUGUACGUCGACGACUUGGUUUUUGCUACUGCUGACACUGUGGCACUCGCCCACGUGAAGUCGGAGCUGCAGAAGAGAUACACGUGCACAGACCUGGGUGAACUGACAAGCUAUCUUGGCUUGCGGAUCACCCGGGACAGAGCACGCCGCACCAUCACCUUGACUCAGUCACACAUGGUGCAGCAGGUCCUUCAGCGCUUCCGCUUCACGUACUCCUCGCCUCAGCCCACUCCUCUGCCUACCGGUCACUCGCUCUCAGCUCUGCCUUCGGAUGAGUCCGUAGAGCCGAGUGGCCCGUAUCCAGAGCUUGUGGGUUGCCUCAUGUACCUGAUGACCUGCACUCGACCAGACCUUGCAUACCCUCUCAGCAUUCUUGCACGCUAUGUCGCUCCCGGCCGUCACCGGAAGGAGCACAUGGAUGCAGCUAAGAGGGUGUUGCGCUACUUGUGCAGUACGUCGGGCAUGGGGCUAGUGCUUGGAGGGCGAGUCCCAGUUGUUCUCACUGGGCACUCAGACGCUUCUUGGGCAGACGACCAGGCUACUCAGCGGUCGUCUCAGGGUUACUCCUUCAGUCUUGGCUCUGGUUCUGUUUCUUGGCGUUCUACUCGCUCUUCUUCUGUUCUCAACUCCAGUUGUGAGGCUGAGAUCUACGCCACAGCCAUGGCGGCCCAGGAGCUACGCUGGCUCACCUACUUGCUGACCGACCUUGGAGAGCAGCCUCGUUCUCCUCCAGUGCUGUACGUCGACAACAAGGCAGCCAUUGCCUUGUGUGAGGAGCACAGACUGGAGCACAGAACGAAGCACAUUGCUCUGCGUUACUUCCUCGCUCGAGAGCUGCAGCAGCGUGGUCAGCUUCGCCUGCGUUACGUGGCCUCUGAGGCCAACACUGCUGAUGUGUUCACCAAGGCGCUUCAGCCUUGUGACCAUCAGCGCUUUUGCACUCUUCUAGGCCUUGUGCCUACUGGACCUCACUUGCUUACUUCUUGA